UCAUUCACUGUUGCAGAACAUCCGGACGGCUCGCUUGGACGACACAAGUCACAAGCGCAGCAGUGCUUGGAGUCUUGGGAGUCCGGCCUCCCUUUCCCUCGUCUUCCAGUACAAGCAGACAUUUGUCUGUCACCUUGCUCACACUCCAUACAGAUCAAAAGCUUCAGCCUUCAGGAGCGUUCCCAGCUUCUUGAAAGAAGAAAGAACGCCGCUCUCUUCUCCUCCAUAGCUGGCCUCUGCCCUCAAAUCUACUCGCUUGUGCUGAGACGAGCAGGGAGGGGAGGAGCAUAAAGCACGGCACGGGUGGCCCGACCGGUGGCUGCACCCAUUCCCGUCAGCGCAGUGCAGCCGGCUAUGGAGAGGGAGGAGGAGCAGCGGCAGCGGCGGCAGCAGCAGCAGCAGGCGGCGCCUUUGACUGUGAGCUGCCGCCCGCCUUGGCUCCAUGCGGCCAUUGCAGAUAUCGAGCAGCGGGUGCGCGCGCUGGCGGUGGACGAGGCGGCCACGGAGCACUCCUUCGCGGAGCGCGCCGAGAACUACUACCACAGGCGGCCGCAGCUGCUCGCGCUCCUCACCGACCUACACCACCGCUACCUCUACCUCGCCGACCGCUACUCCCAGUCCCUCCACGCCAAGCACCACGCCUCCGACUGCUCCUCCGACGUCGACGACCGCUCCUCCGACGCCGACAGCUCGCUCUCCUUCCAGCAGCCGCUCACCAGCGUCACUGUCACAAACGAUGACGUCGCUCCCGCCGACCUACUCGUGACGGAGCUGGUGCUGGUGUGGGUGGACCGCGGCAUCCUGGCGGACGAGGCCGAGCGCCGGAGGACGGAGUCGGCGCGGAAGAUCGAGCUGCAGGGGAGCCUCGUGGAGGUGCUGGAGUCGGAGCGCCUGGUGCUCCUGGGUGAGAACGCGCGGCUGGGGUUCCGCGCGUUGGCGGCUGAGGAGGAGGCCGCCGCCGCCGCCGCCGAGCUGGGCUACAUGCGUCGGCGCGCGGCGGAGAUGGCGCGGCAGGUGGUGAAGCUGCGCGAGGACCACCGCGUGUGCAUGCUGGGCCGCAAGAUCGAGGCGCUGCAGGCGCAGGUGUACGGGCUGGAGCUGCGGAACCGGGAAUGCUACGAGGCGAUGGCGGCGUGGGAGGCCGAGCGGAAGGUGGGCGCCGCCGAGAUGGAGAGGCUCCGCGUGGAGAACCGGCGGCUGGCCGCGGUCGCAGCGGCGGUGGCGCGGCGGAAGCGGAAGGGUAGCAGCGGCGGGUGGUGGUCGAGGGUGCGGCUAGCGGCGGCCGGGGAGCAGAUGAAGGGGAAGGGCGGCGGCGGCGGCUGCUUCUGCAUCUAGAGCCGUCGGCGAUUUGGUCCUCUCUUGUUUGGCCCUUGGUUUGUGGCGAUAUUAUUAUAUUAUUAUGGCCAGGGAGAGAGGGUUUAACUGCCGAUAUAAUAAUAUUAUAUAUAUAUAAUAUUGUUAUGAAGGUGUAAAAUUAUUAGUGUAAAUUGGACUGUACUAGUCGUAGGUGUAGUAGAGUAGAUAUGAAUUCCAUCGACGGACGGAAUGGAUGUUGCUGCCAAACUGAGGAAGCUCCGGGUGACGAGAGUUGAGCCGAGGAUGUUGCCUUGCCCGCCCACCGGAAGCAAUUUCGUAGGACAGGGAAAUUUUAUAGAAGCCUGUGAUGACACGUAUUUAGGAUCAUGAGAUACAUAGCAUAGAUGUACUCUCAUGAGAAUCUAUCUUAUAGAAUU
Messenger RNA from Phragmites australis (common reed), 1733 nucleotides. RefSeq names its product kinase-interacting family protein-like. The record is from RefSeq and is a predicted model, not a curated record. The transcript has 3 exons. Gene Ontology annotation, molecular function: actin binding. The coding region runs from base 355 to 1335 and encodes 326 amino acids. Lineage: Eukaryota; Viridiplantae; Streptophyta; Magnoliopsida; Poales; Poaceae.